Messenger RNA from Dicrocoelium dendriticum, 1398 nucleotides. The record is from the annotation of a GenBank genome assembly. Lineage: Eukaryota; Metazoa; Platyhelminthes; Trematoda; Plagiorchiida; Dicrocoeliidae.
GCACUGUCUGUGAUCGCGCUUUGUCGGUCGUAAAAGAGCCUACAGAGGACCACUUGCCUUUUUUUCUCUUCGCGUCAGUUGGGACUCGGUCGGGUCACGUAAUUGCGUGUGAGUCGUUAGCUGGCCAGCCUUCGCGUCUAAGUCAUUAGCGCGCGUCUAUCGUACCCCCCUCUCGUGUGCGCCCGUUCCGAGAGGUCAGCGUCUAUCCGAACACUUGCGGCUAGGAUCGGUCACACGCUCGCUCAAUUUUCCGUCUCACCGGCUAAGCUAGCGUCGUCAGGUCAGCGCAACUCAGUUCGAUUGGCCAGUGUUACAAGUCGUCAUCGUAGGCGUGCUCCAACCGGGCCAGCGACAAUCUUAUCAGGCAAUUACGCAAUCCAUAUCGAGAGGCGGCGUUCCCUCAAUUAUAACCGUGGCGACGCAAUUAUAACAGUGGCGACAGAGUUGACGAACCAUGACUGACGAAUACGCAGAUUUAAAACUGAUGCUGCAGCAACAGCAUAAAUUGAUGUCCGUGCUAACCGAAAAGCUUUCCAGUUCUUCCCUCCAUGCAGGUCCGAGCGCCAAUUCUCAGUCAGUGGACCAGGUGGUUAGCGGCAUCAGCGAAUUUCUGUACGACGCCAAGGCCGGGGUAACGUUCGAAUCCUGGUACAAGCGGUACGAGGACCUGUUCACCGUUGACUUGGCUUGCCAGGACGACGCGUGGAAGGUCCGCCUGCUUCUGCGCAAACUUGGUACCCUCGAACACCAGCGCUACACCAAUUUCAUCUUGCCGAGGAACCCACGGGACGUUACCUUUGACGACACGGUCCGAACGUUGUCACAGAUUUUUGGCGAGCAGUCCUCUCUGUUCAAUGCUCGUUACCAAUGUCUGCAGCUGGUCAAACGUGAUGCCGACGACUUCAUCACGUACGCGGGCGUGGUCAAUCGUGAAUGCCAACGUUUUCAACUUGGCUCGCUCACCGAGGACCAAUUCAAAUGCCUGAUCUUCGUCUCUGGCCUCCAAUCUCCACACGAUGCCGAUAUCCGGACGUGCCUCCUGUCCAAGCUACAACAGGAUGGAUCAGUCACACUCCAGAACCUGGCCGAGGAGUGUCAAACGCUGCUCAACCUGAAGCACGAUUCUGCAAUGAUCCAGAACGCCGCCGCACCUGGUAUGGUCCAGGCAGUCACAGCACCGGGGGCGCAAUCGUCCGCGCGCCCCACCCAAUCCGACCGAGCGAAGUCCCCACCCUACGCAUGCCGAUUCUGUGGUGCCUGGCAUUUCCACCGCGACUGCAAGUUCCGCCAGCAUCGUUGUCAACGUUGUGGAAGGGUGGGGCACCGGGAUGGUUACUGCCAUCCUCCAUCUCCCAAGGGGGCCAAAAGUGGGCUGGCUCCCACCCGCGAUCUAAAGAA